This is a messenger RNA of Zychaea mexicana, 1257 nucleotides long. RefSeq names its product CP2 transcription factor-domain-containing protein. The record is from RefSeq and is a predicted model, not a curated record. Gene Ontology annotation, biological process: regulation of transcription by RNA polymerase II. Bases 1 to 1257 code for a protein of 418 amino acids. Gene Ontology annotation, cellular component: nucleus. Lineage: Eukaryota; Fungi; Mucoromycota; Mucoromycetes; Mucorales; Lichtheimiaceae. The transcript has 6 exons. Gene Ontology annotation, molecular function: RNA polymerase II cis-regulatory region sequence-specific DNA binding; DNA-binding transcription activator activity, RNA polymerase II-specific.
AUGAAAUUUAUACUAUGCUGGCGAUACUUAAGCAUUGCAACAAUCAUAACAUUUCCAGGCCAAUAUUAUUGCAUAACGCUUGCCGAUAACGACGGAUAUGAUGGUAUCCAUACAAGUACCUUGGCGAUCAUGUUCCAUGAUGAGUCGCAUCGUCGCAUAGCACUGAAUUACUGGAGAUUCUGGUUGGGACAGCAGCGAGAGCCAGAUACAGCACGGGCAUUGGAAAUCAAUGCUGGCAGGUGCUCCGGUAUCCAUAACGUCCAAUGUGAUUACUUUGAUCGCAUUACCUUCAAUUGGCAUGGAAAACGUGGAGCCAAAGUCUAUGUCCGCUUCAACUGUCUUUCAACAGACUUUUCACGUAUCAAGGGCGUUAAGGGUAUUCCCCUGCGCUUGUACAUGGAGACUCAAGGCACAUCUGCUGCUGCUGCUGUUGCAAAUGAACAUUCUCUGCAGCAGCAUUCGUCAUCAUUGGUGGAAGCUACAUACUGCAGGAUCAAACUCUUUCGAGAUAAGGGCGCUGAGCGCAAGAAUAAGGAUGAUCAACGCCACAUCGAAAAACAGCUUGAAAAAGUACAAGGAAACCCAGGGGAAGCGCACCCUCUUUUAGGUGCCCUGCGAAGGGAGAUCAGAUAUACAGCCUUCUCGGACAUUGCAGAGGAGCUGUCACCACCUGUCAUGUCUACAGUUGCGCUCGAAUAUUCCAAUAAUAGUACCGCAACUACUUCUACUUCUACUUCUGCAGAGCGAUUCAAAUCAUGCAAGCCCUCAAUCACUUAUGCUGGAUCAUCCUCGAUAUCGUCCUCUAGUACCUAUCCAUCGCAGCAGAAUUCAAUGUAUGAUGGCAAUAACAACCCUUUAACAGUCGAUGGACUGGACUCUACCUAUGUUCCCAUUCGACGUCGACGCCAUGCUGUCCUCUCCUUGUUUGCACGCGGUCCGAACGACGAGUACUACAGAGCUAUUUAUCUUGAUGAUCUUUCUGUCCAGGACCUGAUCGAGAAGCUGUCAAGUAAAUUAAAUGUGCCAGUGCCGGUCAAAAAUGUCAUACGGCAUGUUUCCAAAACAGACAGCUAUAGCAACAAGCACGGGGCCUCUAAUUCUUAUUAUCACAAUACUGCCUGUGACAGUACUAACAGUAACACCAUUGUUGUUCGUGUUGACGAUGCAGUGGUUCGUGAUAUCCCAGAGCAACAAGAUAUGGAAGUCGAAAUCAAGUUCAACGACGACGGAUUUGCGACGCUAGUAUUAUGUUACUAA